Molecule: messenger RNA, 1593 nt
Organism: Brienomyrus brachyistius
Lineage: Eukaryota; Metazoa; Chordata; Actinopteri; Osteoglossiformes; Mormyridae
Gene: vma12
Product: transmembrane protein 199
Exons: 6
Coding region: 280-1035 (251 amino acids)
Biological process (GO): vacuolar proton-transporting V-type ATPase complex assembly
Cellular component (GO): endomembrane system
Source: RefSeq, a predicted model, not a curated record
CUUUAUACGUCACACUGUCAUGGCGGCCCACUCUGGUCUCUAUUUGUGAAAUUCAUGAUAAACGAAUUAUUGUUUCUGUGUUUCAGUGAAUAAUUACCUUUAUAAGAUAGGUAACGUCGGCUAAAAAAUAAGCGUGCAUGGUAGAGGCAUAUGUAUAAGUGAUAAAGCCAAAGGUAUGAUCUUAAAUGUAUUUCAUUGUCUUGCUAGUACUUGGAUCAUAUCGCGAUACGCAGACUGCUUGAGAGGAGAGUCUAGUUAUUUCUGGUCUUGAAGUGUAUUAUGUACAUUUAUGUUUUAGCAGUUUUCCCUUUGUUGGCAUUUUUGUACCGUUAUAAAGUUUGUCGGGCAGAUUUUGGAGAAUUCGGAUUCAUUUUUUUUUAUCCUUCGGCUCUUCAAAGUAGUUUCAACUGGCCAAAUAACGAAGUGGGAAACGGCAAAAUGGCCUCAUCAUUUGUGUUCGGGGACACAUUUCGAGAGGGGGUGAUGAAUCUGAUGGAGAGGGACUCCACCAUGCCGGGAGACCUGCAGGAUGAGCUCGAGUCCCUCCUGAAACAGGAGCAGCCUUCCGUCCUACCUUUCAGCACAGCGAGGAAGUUACACAGAUACCUGAAAGAAAACGGAUUUCCAGUCUACCUCCACGAGUUGUUGGAGGACAGUUCAGUGCAUCUACCCCAUUAUGAACCCCCCCCCAGAAAUCCCCAGCUGGUAGCUCGAUUGGAGCAGAUUAAAGCAAAACUGGCUAAUGAAGAAUACAUGCGGAUAACCAGGAACGUUGACCCUCAGGAAAUGAAUCGGCCCGGUACACUGGCUGACAUUGGCAGACAAGUGCGUUCAGUCAAAGCUGCUGUCAUCACUGUGUUCAACUUCCUGGUGACUGUGGUGGCUGCAUUUGCCUGUGCUUACCUGGGCAGCCAGUACAUCUUCACAGAGACCACUGCGAGGGUGCUCUCCGCUGUGAUCGCGGCCUCGGUGGUGGGCCUGGCUGAGCUCUACGUUCUGGUCCGGACGAUGGAAGGAGAGCUAGGGGAGCUGUAGCGGGACACAGACGUUUCUGACGGAGUUCUCUAGUGGAACCAAGGGACUUGCUCCGCAGGGGGAGCCCAGCUCUCUCACACAGACUGCAUGUUCCUGUCUCACAUUUUUCCUGUGGUACAAAACACCUUACAUGUACCGUGCAGAGUGCGACGUCCCAAUGUUGUUUUAUGAAGUGAUUUUGCUGUCUUCAGUAAAUAUUUCGUCCUGUUGUCAGGUUUAUUCUUAAUCGGUGCGUCAGUGCUCACGUCUCCCACCACACAUAGGAAGAGAAUCGAACCCAAAAGACAUCCUCACCGUACUGUGACUGUUUGUCCAUCGAUAUGUGAUGAGAGUCAUGGCAAAAGCUCAGGUCCCUCUACUGAACAAAUAAAAAUAUGCAGGUUUUAAAAGGCUAUGGCCGUGGUGCUGAGAUAGCUGCAUCACAGCGUGUAAGAGAGCAGGAUUUUGUGAAGAUUCUCUUUGUUGUUCUUUAUUUCUAUGCAAAAAUUAGUGUAUUUAUAAGUACAACACUUCUGUGGUUCACUUGUGACUUCGAAAAUAAAUUUAAUCAGAUAAAAA